Cucurbitaria berberidis CBS 394.84 is the source of this 1684-nucleotide messenger RNA. RefSeq names its product serine/threonine-protein kinase crk1. Gene Ontology annotation, biological process: positive regulation of transcription by RNA polymerase II; protein phosphorylation. Bases 88 to 1359 code for a protein of 423 amino acids. The record is from RefSeq and is a predicted model, not a curated record. The transcript has a single exon. Gene Ontology annotation, molecular function: RNA polymerase II CTD heptapeptide repeat kinase activity; ATP binding; cyclin-dependent protein serine/threonine kinase activity. Lineage: Eukaryota; Fungi; Ascomycota; Dothideomycetes; Pleosporales; Cucurbitariaceae. Gene Ontology annotation, cellular component: nucleus; transcription factor TFIIK complex; cytoplasm.
UCGCACCUUCACCACACUCUCGGGGACAAGAAGAGAAGGACUGGGGCUUGGAAAUGGUUUUGGAUUUGGUCCCAUCGACUACCCACCAUGGCAUCGACCUCCGUCGUCCUGAGCCCUCGGCCCAACCCGCCAGGCGCGCGACCUGGGCCAACCGCGAACAAGGCAAGAGGGCUCGCUCUCUUGAAUAACAACCACAAGGUUGUGGGAUCGCCAGCGCCAAUGCCGGCUAGCACACCUGGACAUGGAGGGCUGGAUCUGGCAGAGCAGAUGAAUGAUGAGGUGCGGCAACAGUUCGUCUCGGGAGCCAAGCUUGGAGAAGGUACCUACGCCAUAGUAACGGCUGGCCACUACCGCCACGACCCAUCCAAGCUUGUCGCUAUCAAAAAGAUCAAGUUCAACGCAGAGUUCAAGGACGGAAUCGCCCCAGACGCUAUCCGCGAAAUCAAGUUCCUCUCUGAACUGUCCCACCCCAACAUCAUCAAACUCCACGCCGUCUUCUCGACCAAAGAGCAGAAUCUGUCUCUCGUGCUCGAGCACUUACCGCUAGGCGACCUCGAUGGCCUCUGGAGAAAUAAAAGCAUUACCUACGGCGGCGCAGAUAUCAAGGCAUGGGCGAACAUGAUGUGUCAAGGAAUCUGGUUCUGCCACGAAAACUACGUCUUACAUCGCGAUAUCAAGGGGAGCAACGUCCUCAUUGCAGCGGACGGAACGCUGAAGCUCGCUGAUUUCGGUCUGGCGAGGAGCUUCGCGGAUCCAGGCAAGAAGAUGACCACGCUGGUCAUAACGCGGUACUACCGGCCCCCAGAGCUGUUCUACGGAUGCAGUUACUACGGCGGAACGGCAGACAUGUGGAGUAUUGGCUGCGUGAUCGCCGAGUUGACGCAGCGCCAGUUUUUCCUCCCUGCAAACACCGAUAUGGAGGAACUCGCUCUCAUCUGUGACACGUUCGGUACACCUACCGAAGAGUCGUGGCCUGGCGUUUCGUUGCUCCCUUUCUACGUCUCACCCGGCGAGCAUUUUGGCGCCGAGCUCAAAGGCAAAGGCAGGAGCGCUGCCAAAAUGGCAAAACCAAUGAGCUGGUGGAGAGCCAAGUUUCCCCUGCUAGGCGAGGACGGCCUCGACCUGAUGAGAGGCAUGCUGACCAUGGAUCCGCAAAAGCGCUUCACAGCACGCCAAGCCCUCGAGCACAAGUAUUGGACCAACCUACCCCGACCCACCAAGAAGCAAAACCUGCCAAAAGAAGGAGGCGGGGAACUGAAAGUAGGCGAAGACCUCAAACGGAAAGGCGGAGAGACGCCCCAAGCUGCCACUGGGCGGGCGGACAAGGUCGCCCGCAAAUUGGACUUUGGCUCCAUGUAAACGAGCACACGCGUUUUGCGGACGGCAGCCCGAUAUCUCCCGAACCUCGGGUCGGGCUGGUGGAGUAACAUGGUUUCUCGACAUGGAGUUCUGGCGUUAGGGAGCUCGGUUCAAGGAAGCGCCUGCAUAUGACGGGUAGGGCUGCGGAUAAACCUGGAGGAACGUUCGAUCCUGCAUUUUCUUGGGAGUCUGGGCUCGUUCUAGACGUUUGACGUGCUUCGGUAUAUUAGUGCCCGAGAGGCAUCACUAACUGAGCAAACUCAAUUCGAUAGAUCUACAGAUCUAGUCUUAGGGAUGUAACAAUAAAGUCAAUACUAUACUUAUU